Elaeis guineensis (African oil palm) is the source of this 1490-nucleotide messenger RNA. NCBI's taxonomy places the organism in Eukaryota, Viridiplantae, Streptophyta, Magnoliopsida, Arecales, Arecaceae. The record is from RefSeq and is a predicted model, not a curated record.
AUCCCCCGGACCCCUGCCCGAGCCCAAAGGAGGCAAGCAAGCGAGCGAGUUCCCGACGACAUCCCCAACCCUCAGCGAUGCGCCCAUCCAAUGCGCUGGCGGAUGUACCAACGCCCAUCCAGCGGUAGCUCUCGCCACGUCCACUCGUCCCGCACCUCGCUGUCGCUCUCUUGCGUCCCCACGUGGCUCUCUCUCUGUGGUUCCCUCUUGUCUUUCUCGGAUCUGUGGAGGAGAAGAGGUGAAGUCUGGAGCGAGCUCGAUGCUGGCGCUGAGGACGGUGGUGGAGUACUACGGCCUGGAGGGAAUGGGGCGGAGGAAUGGGAUCGCGUGGUGGGACGAGAUCGACGGCUCGGAGGAGUGGCAGCGCGGCAUCUUCUACGCCCUCUGUGCCGCCUACUCCCUCGUUUCCCUCGUCGCUCUGGUGCAACUCAUCCGCAUUCAGCUAAGGGUACCAGAAUAUGGAUGGACAACACAAAAGCUUUUUCACCUCAUGAAUUUUGUUGUGAAUGGAUUGCGUGCAAUUCUUUUUGGCUUCUACCACAGUGUAUUUCUUCUCAAAUCAAAAGCUCUUGAAAUGGCACUUCUAGAUCUUCCUGGUCUUCUGUUCUUCUCAACCUACACUCUACUAGUGUUAUUUUGGGCAGAGAUAUAUCAUCAGGCUAGGAGCCUUCCAACUGAUAAGCUCAAGCCUUCAUAUAUGAUAAUCAAUGGGACUGUAUAUGUCAUACAGAUUUGCAUUUGGAUAUAUGUCCAAAUAAGUCCUAAGCCUGCUGCGAUUGAAGCUGCUAAACUCUUUUUGGCAAUUGUUUCGUUCUCUGCUGCUUUGGGAUUCUUGAUAUAUGGUGGGAGGCUGUUUUUUAUGCUGAGACGCUUCCCGAUUGAAUCUAAGGGUCGCCAAAAAAAGCUGAAUGAGGUUGGUUCUGUGACUACCAUAUGCUGCACAUGUUUCUUGAUACGGUGCUUUGUGGUUGCCCUUUCUGCAUUUGACAAGGAUGCUGACCUUGACGUCCUCGAUCAUCCGAUUCUGAAUUUAAUCUAUUACAUGCUGGUCGAGAUCCUCCCAUCAGCUCUAGUACUAUUCAUCCUUCGGAAGCUGCCCCCAAAGCGAAUUUCAGAUCGGUACCACCCCAUCAAUUGAGAGUUUUGUCGGGGUGAGGGAUAUUAUUUCGUCAGGAAUUGGGUCUCAGGCACUCAUUUGGCUGUCAUGGCGCUGGUGGAACCAGUUAGAUGCAACAUGAUCAUUUUUGCACCCGGCUAAUCUGUGGCAUUUUUUUUUUAAAAAUUUUAUGGGUGAGCUAAUUUAAAACUUAGCAAAAUCGCCUCUUUUGUUUAUUAGGAACCUUAAGUGAGUAAUCAUAGUAAAUAAAAUGUUCCAAAAGAAUAUGACUUUUAAGAAUGUAAUUGUCAAUACCAAGGCACCAAAUGCACCUUAAUUUUUUCAGAUGCGGAAAUAAAUGCAAGAAUUUUCUUGCAUUAGUUUUUUCAGUUUU